AUGGCUUCCAAUUUCCAAGCAUUCUUGAACAACCCAGUUGGUCCAAAAACAACACAUUUUUGGGGACCUAUUGCCAAUUGGGGAUUUGUUGCUGCUGGUUUGAUGGACAUGAUGAAAAAACCUCCCAAAAUGAUCUCUGGCAACAUGACAGCAGCGAUGUGCGUCUAUUCAGCAUUGUUCAUGAGAUUUGCAUGGAUGGUUCAACCGCGAAACUAUCUGCUUCUUUCUUGCAAUGCAUCCAAUGAAACUUAA
This is a messenger RNA of Glycine soja, 252 nucleotides long. RefSeq names its product mitochondrial pyruvate carrier 1-like. The transcript has 3 exons. Gene Ontology annotation, biological process: pyruvate import into mitochondria. The coding region runs from base 1 to 252 and encodes 83 amino acids. The record is from RefSeq and is a predicted model, not a curated record. Gene Ontology annotation, cellular component: mitochondrial inner membrane. NCBI's taxonomy places the organism in Eukaryota, Viridiplantae, Streptophyta, Magnoliopsida, Fabales, Fabaceae.